GCGUUAACCGUUUCUUUGCCUCUCUCCUCUCCUGCUGUUUGUCUGUGCAAAGGUCAGAUGUUUCCAUCGGUCGUGAAGAAGAGCGGAGUCGGGAGCUGCUAAGUGCUGAUCUGCUUGUGCUCCGGACCAUGGACUCAUUGAGGGCGUCCCAGGUGUGAAAAUGUCCAGCAGUAACCGGGAGUUAGUGAUUGACUUUGUUUCCUACAAGCUCUCGCAGAAGGGAUACAGCUGGAGUCAGCUGGAGGAGGAGGAUGAGAACAGGACUGACUUCGCAGCAGAGGAGGCCGAGAUGGACGGCGUCCUCAACGGGAGCCCCUCCUGGCAUCCACCCACCAGCCACGUAGUGAACGGAGCCACUGUGCACCGGAGCAGCCUGGAAGUCCGUGAAAUUGUUCAAGCAGCCGAUGUGAAGCAGGCGCUGAAAGAGGCUGGGGAUGAGUUUGAGUUGAGGUACCGGCGGGCUUUCAGCGACCUCACUUCCCAGCUCCACAUCACUCCCGGCACGGCGUAUCAGAGCUUUGAGCAGGUAGUGAACGAACUCUUCCGUGAUGGAGUGAACUGGGGUCGCAUCGUGGCUUUCUUUUCCUUCGGAGGAGCCUUGUGUGUGGAGAGCGUUGACAAGGAGAUGCGGGUAUUGGUGGGACGCAUUGUAUCUUGGAUGACCACGUACUUGACCGACCACCUAGAUCCCUGGAUCCAGGAGAAUGGCGGAUGGGUAAGAACUCCUUUCCAUGGUGGGGAUGGCUGCCCGCAUCCUCCCUCGCUCCAGGCCGGCAGCAGUGCCGGUCAAACCGGAGCACGGCUCCCUGUUUAUGGCUAGCGCAUGUCUUAGACCUUGCAGGGAGAUAAAGGGGUGUGCGGCCGU
Molecule: messenger RNA, 865 nt
Organism: Pelecanus crispus (Dalmatian pelican)
Lineage: Eukaryota; Metazoa; Chordata; Aves; Pelecaniformes; Pelecanidae
Source: RefSeq, a predicted model, not a curated record